GGGUUUCUCAUGAAACCCGUAAAAAGCAUCUCGCAGCGCGCAAAACAGGCGGCUCGAGCACAGAUACGCAUCUGGGGCAGCCGCACCAAGCGCAAGAAUAGCAAAAUCUUACGUAUCACCGCUCCGGGCAGCAUGCGUCGCGCCCUCGCCGCCCUCACCCUUCUCACAGCCCAUGCAGCCAACAUCGCCUCGGAGCUCGAAGCAUUCGUCGACGCCGCGGCCGGCGCGCCAACGGCCCCGGCGUCGGACCGCGUUGUCUUCGUGAAGACGUAUAAGACGGGCUCCACCACCGUAAGCGAGUUCCUCGCGCAGAUCGGCUACGAGCGCGGGCUGCACGCGCUGCACCCGUCGGAGAGCGGCCACUUCAAGGCCGGCGAGCUGAAGCGCCGCGCGGACCGGGGCGAGCGCUUCGACUUGUCGUUCCGCCACCCGACGCCGACGCUCGACGUUUUGAGUUUGGGCCGCCUCGUGCCGAACGCGCGGUGGUGCACGAUCAUGCGCGAGCCCGUGUCGCGCUUCGUCUCGACGAUGCGCUUCGUGCGGCGCCUGGACGAGCGCUUCCGCGGCAACGCCGCCGCGUUGGUCGACUCGAUCCAGAAGAAGCGCCUCCCCGACGGCGACGCGAACACAUUCUGCAACAACGUCGCGUGGGUUUUAAGCGGAGAACAGCGCACGCUCGCCUACGGCGUAUCCCGCGAGGAGCAGCUCGCGGCCGCGGCCGCCAUCACGGCGCGCCUCGACGCGCACGAGACGCUCGUGCUGAUGCAGAAGGACAUGUCCGCGUCUCUCGCAUUGCUCGCGUCGUCGCUGAACUGGGACCUCGCGGCGUCGCCGGCGAGGCUCCGCUCGGCGCGAGUCGCGCGGGGCCGCCGCGGCGCCGCGCGCUGCGAGGACGCCGCGUGCAGGAACGCCGUCCUCGCGUGCAACGCCGCGGACUCGCAGCUCUACGAGACGUACGAGCGGCGCUUCGACGCGGAGAUCGCGCGCCGCGCCGGCGACGAGCGCUUCCGCGCGAACAGGCGAGCCGUCGUCGCGGCGCCCGCGCGCAACGCGCCGCCCUUCGCGUCGAAGUACCCGAUCAACUGCCAGCAGCCGAACACGGGGCCGCCGGAGCGGCGGCGGUGGAAGCUGCUGAAUUCGUGCGGGGGGCGGGUGGACUAA
Molecule: messenger RNA, 1161 nt
Organism: Pelagomonas calceolata
Lineage: Eukaryota; Pelagophyceae; Pelagomonadales; Pelagomonadaceae
Source: the annotation of a GenBank genome assembly